This is a messenger RNA of Adineta ricciae, 2259 nucleotides long. The record is from the annotation of a GenBank genome assembly. NCBI's taxonomy places the organism in Eukaryota, Metazoa, Rotifera, Eurotatoria, Adinetida, Adinetidae.
AUGACGACUAAAGAUGAGAAUGAUGACAAAUUACCCGCAAUCGAAUUUCCUACAACAACAAUGGGUCGUACAAAACGACUGCUUUCGCAAAUACCAUUGCCGUCCAACGGGUUAAUUCUCCGACAAUUACCUGGCGGCAAUGUCACAAUCGGUCCUGUAAGAAAGAGACGCACUGCCUCGGAACAAUUCAAUACACUUGAUCGUGUAAUGCAAUUAAACGCUAGUCCAGUUCUAGCAGCGGCUGCUGCUACGCCUGGAUUACACAAAGAAAACUGGCAACAACGACGUUACAAUUUCCUCAGUAAAUAUAGUAUGUUUGGUGGAGAGUUGAAAGAGGAAGUUACGGAUCAAAUCGGUGGAAAUGAACAAGGCACCGAUAUUGAACAUAAGCCGAUUAUUCCAACAUCACAACUCGUCAAAGCUGGAAGUCUCGACUCGGAAGCGUUAAACGUCAAACGUGAAUCAAUUUUAGGAAUGGCCGUGACUGGCGUUCGUAAUUUACUUUCCACAGAUGAAGUGCUACGUACGAAAUCGAUGCUUGCAUCGAGCUCAUAUGAUGAGGAAGAUGAUGAAGAUGAAUUAGCAGAUAAAUCAAGUGUGUCUUUGAAAAACAUUGUGCUAUUGAAUAGAAAUCAACAACAAGAGCAAAUAUCUGCGACGCCAUCUAGUACACUUGAUGAGCAGGAUCAAGUUGAUUCGCAUCCAUGUGCUGAAUCAGCACAAGCGAAUAAUGACGUAGUGCCAACUGCGACUGUCGUGACAGGACGAGCAAAUCCAUUCAAUGCGUUUUUUUCACGUUUUUCUCGUAAAAAUCGUCAAUCAAGAUUAGCCCAACAGAAAAAACUCCUCGAAAUUCAAGAAUCUUAUCGUUCUCAUCGUCCAUAUUUUACAUACUGGGUGACAUUCGUUCAAGUUCUUGUGUGCGUGAUUUCUUUAAUCGUAUAUGGCUACGCCCCAUUAUCACUAUCACAAUCGAACAAUUCGUCCAUUUUCGAACAACAACGAUUUGAUUUAACAAUAAACCCAUGGUUCGGACCGCAUCCCGCUGAUUUAAUUCGACUAGGAGCAAAAUAUACCCCAUGCAUUCGCUCGCAUGACGAAGUCAAAAGCCGAUAUGAAAAUCAAGCUCGAUUAGAAGCUAUGUCCGGAUGUUGUAUUGACACAAGCACUGGACGUUGUAUGCAAACACUAUCCCAACAAUGUCUGUCACGAACUAGCUUAACUUGGUAUCGAACAGCAUUGAAAAGCAAUAAUUCGUAUGAGCAGCGAAAUAUGAUUUAUCCAGCUGUUUGUGGAUUGACACCAGAAACUUGUACAAAGAAGGUUUUUGGAAAUAUGCCAAGAGAAGACGACAGCACGUGGCCAUCAACAAUCGUCAACUCGAAAGUAUUGAAAUGGUCUCCAUCGGCUGUGAAAUGGCCAAUCUGUCUCCAACAAAAUUAUGACCGAAUUGCCAACAAUAUAUCACUAUAUCCACAUAUGGACUGCGUGAAUAUCGCGAGACCAUGCUGUACGGGAGUGUUGGGCGAUUGUAUACUGACAUCCGAAGAAGAUUGUCGUCGUCGACGAGGAAUAUUUCAUUCUCGAGCUCAUUUAUGCUCCCAAGUCGAUUGUAUUCAAAGUGUUUGCGGUAUGCUGGAAUUUUUCGUAGCACGACUACCUGAUCAAGUUUACCGUUUUUGGACAGUUAUUUUCAUUCAUGCCGGUUUGAUUCAUUUACUGAUUACCAUUAUAUUUCAAUACACGAUCAUGCGUCCACUGGAAAAGCUUGCCGGUUGCGUUCGUGUGAUGAUCAUCUACAUAGUUUCGGGUUUUGUUGGAAGCUUAGCGAGUGCUCUGUUUCUACGUGACACGAUACAAGUCGGACCAGGUGGUGGUCAAUUCGCUAUUCUCGCUUGUUAUCUAAGCGAAUUAUUUCUUGGCUGGCGUUCGUUAAAACGUCCUUGGAUACCAUUUUUCAAAAUUAUUAUCUGUCUUUUCCUGUUAUUUGCUGUCGGCCUAUUUCCAUUAGUUGACAACUAUGCCCAGUGUUUUGGUUUUCUUAUUGGUUUCCUGCUAAAUAUGAUCGUUUUCCCUGAUGUUAAUUACAAAAAAAAUGUUCGCCAUCUCGUAGUUGUAACAACAGCAUUAGCAACGACGAUUGCCUUGUUCAUUGUCUUAAUUACAUUAUUCUAUACAGUUCCAUUCAAAUGUGCAUCUUGUAAAGUCUUCAGUUGUCCGUUUGGGGAAAUCUGCAAUUCGGAAAAUAAUGCGAUUUGA